CCACGUCUCACCCGUGGAUGGCACGGCCGCCCCACGCGCAGAACCAAACCAGACACGCGUACGGCCAAUCGGCCGAAAAUUCCCCAAUCCAGGCCUGUUAGCCCCAACCCUAACCCUAGCCAAUCGCAUUCCCAUGGACGACGACGCCGGCGACGCCUCGCCGCCGCCGGGACCUGUCCCCCCUGCUGCCACAGGCGCCUCGUCGUCGCGUGACAUGGCUGCGUCCCCUACCAGCUCGCGCUCCGUGACGGAGACGGUGAACGGCUCCCACCGCUUCGUGAUCCAGGGCUACUCCCUCGCCAAGGGGAUGGGCGUCGGGAAGCACAUCGCGAGCGAGACCUUCACCGUCGGGGGAUACCAGUGGGCUAUCUACUUCUACCCAGACGGGAAGAACCCCGAGGACAACUCGGCCUACGUUUCCGUCUUCAUCGCGCUCGCUUCCGAGGGCACUGACGUCCGCGCUCUCUUUGAGCUCACACUGCAGGACCAGAGCGGCAAGGGCAAGCACAAGGUCCACUCCCACUUCGAUCGCUCGCUCGAGUCUGGCCCCUACACCCUCAAGUACCGAGGCUCUAUGUGGGGUUACAAACGGUUCUUUCGGCGAACUGCCCUUGAGACAUCGGACUUUCUUAAAGAUGAUUGUUUGAGGAUAAACUGCACUGUGGGUGUUGUGGUUUCAACUAUUGAUUACUCCAGACCACACUCCAUUCAGGUUCCAGACUCUGAUAUUGGCUACCACUUCGGUUCUCUUUUGGACAGUAAUGAAGGGGUUGAUGUUAUUCUUAAUGUGAGUGGAGAGAGGUUUCAUGCCCAUAAGUUGGUGUUGGCUGCACGGUCUACUGUAUUUAGAUCCAAACUUUUUGGCGAUGAAUCAGAAGGAGACAAGAACGAGGUUAAUGAGAGUGAGGAUCUGAAAGAGAUUGUUAUUGAUGAUCUAGAGCCCAAGGUUUUCAAGGCCAUGCUUCAUUUCAUCUACAGAGAUACCCUCGUUGAUGAUUAUGAGUUGGAUGCAUCAAGCUCCAUGGGCUCUAUUUUUGAUACUUUGGCGGCAAAGUUGUUGGCCGCAGCAGACAAGUAUGACUUAGGAAGGUUAAGAUUUCUAUGUGAAUCUUACUUGUGCAAAGGCAUUUCUGUGGCCUCGGUUGCAAAUACUCUUGCAUUGGCUGAUAGUCACCACGCCAUGGAGCUUAAAGCCGUUUGCCUAAAAUUUGCUGCAGAAAAUCUUUCAGUUAAUAAGUUUAUAAAGCUCCAUAACAUUCCAGAUACCCUUAUGUCUCUGCAGCUGUGAUCCGGACUGACGGGUUUGAUUACCUCAAGGAUAAUUGCCCAUCACUUCAGUCGGAGAUACUGAGAACUGUUGCUGGGUGCGAGGAGCCGUGCAGUAGUGGCGGGAAAAGCCAGAGUGUAUGGGGACAGCUCUCGGACGGUGGCGACACUAGUGGCCGUAGGGUGAGGCCAAGAAUCUGAGGCCACCCCGAACUCUGCCCUGGUUAGGAGGCUCUUGUGUAAACGGGGCAACAAUUUGUUCUGUAUGUUGUGAAAACAGUUUAACUAGGUGAGACCCAUGCCAUCUUAUUGCGCUCUUUUUUACACUUCAAUUCAUAUUCAUAUGUUGUUAAUAGCUAUUUCAUUGUUUGAUCUUGGAACCUUUGCCUAGUCGCUGUGCUGAUUUAUAA
Messenger RNA from Triticum aestivum (bread wheat), 1676 nucleotides. RefSeq names its product BTB/POZ and MATH domain-containing protein 5. NCBI's taxonomy places the organism in Eukaryota, Viridiplantae, Streptophyta, Magnoliopsida, Poales, Poaceae. Gene Ontology annotation, molecular function: protein binding. The coding region runs from base 134 to 1288 and encodes 384 amino acids. Gene Ontology annotation, biological process: protein ubiquitination. The transcript is spliced from 4 exons. The record is from RefSeq and is a predicted model, not a curated record.